This is a messenger RNA of Racocetra fulgida, 576 nucleotides long. Lineage: Eukaryota; Fungi; Glomeromycota; Glomeromycetes; Diversisporales; Gigasporaceae. The record is from the annotation of a GenBank genome assembly.
AUGAAUCUUGUGCUGGCAGAUUGCGAGGAAUUUAGAAAGAUCAAACCGAAAAGUGGGUCAAAAGUACCUCAGGGACAACCUGAGCAAGAGGAAAAAAGAACAUUAGGUUUAGUUAUUUUAAGGGGUGAAACUAUUGUUAGCUUAAGUGUAGAAGGUCCUCCACCACCAAGUGCCGAUGAUUCAAAAGCAAAAUUAGCGCAGCUUCCAGGUGGGCCAGGUAUAGGUCGUCCAGCUGGUAGAGGAUUGCCCGGUGCUCCACAAGGUGUUGCGCCAGCAGGUCUCACUGGACCAGUUCGUGGUGUAGGUGGGCCAGCUCCUGGAAUGAUGCAACCUAGAGGCGGAACUCCUGCAGCUGCAGCUGCACCAAUAUCGUAUGGUCGCCCGCUGAUUCCUGGCCAAGUACCUCCAGGGAUGACACCUAGACCAGGAAUGCCACCAGUUAUGGGAGCAAUGCCUCCAGGUUUUAGAGGCGGAAUGGGACCACCACCUGGAAUGCCACCUGUGAUGGGAGCAAUGCCACCAGGAUUUAGGGGAGGUGCACCGCCACCAGGAAUCAGACCACCACCAAUGGGAAUG